Messenger RNA from Lactuca virosa, 1568 nucleotides. Lineage: Eukaryota; Viridiplantae; Streptophyta; Magnoliopsida; Asterales; Asteraceae. The record is from the annotation of a GenBank genome assembly.
AUCUGACUUUUAGGUUUGUUUCUUGCAUUUCCUUUGGGCGCCGACAGAGAGAGAACGAGAGAUUCAUCUUCACAGGCUUACACACACAACUUCAGUUCUUCCUGCUUCCGUCUUGCCCCUUCGCUUCUUCGUCUUCAUCACACCCUCUUAGCAAUCUUCGACUAUCGUGCCUCUCUCUAGCAAUCGAAUGACCCACUGGAGUCUGUAAUUGUCGGCCAUCGUGCUUCUCGCGUCUCGCCGUCACCCUCUGCCGCUUGCUUCAGUCCGUAUGUCGCCGUCCUCCUGCCGACGACCUAAUUUCAGAUCCACCACUCCAUAUCCGGAAUCCCUGGACACACCGGAAACUCAACAUGAGUCUCAAAGUGACCAAAAUAAUAAUGGAACAGAAACUCCUGUCCCUGACUCUGGUUCGGUUUCCAUCUCCAGCAAUGACAACAGAAAAGUUUCCAGGGAGGAUAUUGAACUUGUUCAAAACUUGAUAGAACGCUGUUUGCAAUUGUAUAUGAAUAGGGAUGAGGUGGUAAAAACUCUAUUAAAUCGUGCACGGAUAGAUCCUGGUUUUACUACUCUUGUUUGGCAGAAGUUAGAAGAAGAGAAUGCAGAUUUUUUCAGAGCCUACUACAUAAGGUUAAAAUUGAAGAAGCAGAUCAUCCUUUUCAAUCAUUUACUCGAGCAUCAAUAUCACCUUAUGAAGUACCCAAUGCCUCCAAAGCUACCUGUGGGUCCCAUACACAAUGGGGUACAUCCCAUGCCAGUUAACAACUUACCCAUGGGAUACCCAGUUCUACAGCAACCUCCAAUGGGGACUCCAGGUCAGCCUCAUAUGGAUUCCAUGGGUAUGUCUAGCUGUCAUGUGGUCAAUGGAGUCCCUGCUCCCAGUAACUUUCAUCCCAUACGAAUGAACUCUGGAAAUGAGAGUAUGGUAAUGGAUGGCAAUGCAGGUGGAGGUGGUGGUGGUGUAACUCCAAUUCCGGCUAAUGGGGCGAUUUCACCUAUGUCAGAUAUGCCUAUAAGUCCUACGUCAGUGGCAUCCAGUGGUCAUUUUCCCUUCACUGCAUCCGAACUAUCAGGAAUGGGAGUUGACACGUCAGCACUUGACACAGCGUUUACAUCUGACGUGGCAAGUUCUGUUGGAUUGCAUCUACCACAAGAUAAUGGAAAUUCUAGAUCUUUUGGUCAGAUUCCAUGGAAUUUCAGCCUUUCAGAUCUAACAGCAGACUUGUCGAACCUAGGAGAUCUAGGGGCUCUUGGAAACUAUCCUGGUUCACCCUUUCUGCCUUCUGAUUCAGAUAUAUUGCUUGAUUCUCCUGAGCAAGAGGACAUUGUGGAUGAGUUCUUUGUUGAUUCUGUUCCCGGACCACCAUGCUCACAGUCGGAUGAAGAUAAGGCUUAGUUAACGUUGUAAUAUUUCUCUCAACUCUCAACUCUCAUCUCAAGAUACUCUAUUUUGGAAGAGGCGACAACAUAAAGAGUCUCUCUAUUUUGUACCAUUCAAUACUAUGUUAAAAUGCUAUUCCUUUCAACUUUAGCAUAAUAUAUAUCACGAAUUCUGAAUCUCAAUAACAUAC